Cladocopium goreaui is the source of this 1119-nucleotide messenger RNA. Lineage: Eukaryota; Dinophyceae; Suessiales; Symbiodiniaceae. The record is from the annotation of a GenBank genome assembly.
AUGGAAUUUUCGGCUGUGCCCUUGUUGGCCACUCACGGCUGCCUUAAGCAUCUUGAGCCCAUGCACGACUACAGCCUGGGCAUCACGGUUGGCUGCAAACCUCAGCAUGACUUGGGUAAGGAGGUGAGAAAAAUCCUUUCCCAGAUUUGUUGCAGGUUGGAUCAGCGCACUUUAUUGCCACAUUGCAGUGAACCAAUGACCAUACGGAGGCUUAAUGACUCAGAGUUUGAGAUCAAGUGGCAAGAUGAAGUGACACUCAUGUUGCCCUUGAAGGAGUGCUGUUUGCUGCCCAUCGCCCAGUGUUCCGCAGAGGAGCUCGCAGAAUAUUUGGCCACGGAGGCACUGAAGGAGUUGAGCAGCAGGAAAGGUGGAGCUAUCCAGUGGCUUGAAGUGAAGGUUUCCGACGUCUCGGAGAAACCCGUUGAGAAAGGCUGCUUCAAGGCUUCUCUCCCCGAUGCCAUUCCAUCUUUUGAAGCAGGGGAGUGCCCGCGAGCAAAGCCGUACAAGGUGGCAGAGGAUGAGGUGAAGCAAACUCCAACCCCACCAGUUUCGCAAGUGGGCAGUGAUGCGGCAGAAGACGCCUAUCGCCUCCUCUUGUCCACGCUUGGCAUUGAGGAAUCCUCAAGGCAUGAGCUGGAAAAGACCCCUGCCAGAGCUGCAAAGGCGUUUAGGGAGAUGACAAUAGGGCUGCAGGUGGAGUAUCCUUUGUCAGUGGCUGGGGAUGCAGUCUUUGAUGUAGAUGGAGCGCAUGAUCUCGUUGCGGUGAGGGAGAUUCCCUUUCACUCACUUUGUGAGCAUCAUUUGCUGCCCUUCGCGGGCACCGCACACAUUGCCUACUUUCCCAAUGGCCGAGUCCUGGGUUUGUCGAAAUUCGCGCGCCUCUUGGAAGUCUUUGCACGUCGACUUCAGCUUCAAGAACGGCUGGGGCAUCAAUUGGCUGAAGCUUUGGUGGAGUUGUUGGGUCCUAAAGCAGUUGCCGUGAGUCUGGAGGCCUACCACACCUGCAUGAGCCAUCGUGGAGCAGGGGUGCCAUCCAGGACUCGAACCAUUGCUUUGCGAGGUCUCCAAAAGGAUGAUCCCUUCAUCCGGGAACAGCUCUUGAGCGGUGUGAGCCGCUGA